AUGAUUCAACAAUUAGAUAAUAUUAAUAUCUAUGAGUUUUUUCAUGAUAUUGAUAAUUUAACAUUUAAUAAUAUUAAUUUGGAAAUUGAAGAUGAUCAUUUUCAAAGAAACUGGUAUUAUUUAUUCUUAACAAUAUUUCCAAUAUCGUGUAUAAUAGGAAAUAUAUUGGUUAUAUUAGCUGUUUUGACAACACGAACACUACAAACACCUACAAAUUAUUUGUUAAUGUCAUUAGCAUUUGCUGAUUUACUUGUUGGAAUUGUUUUAAUGCCUUUAAAUAUUUACUUAUCAAUAAAUCAAUUACGUUGGGAUCUUGGUCCAGGAUAUUGUCAAUUAUAUUGUAUUUUAGAUGUUGCUGUAAGCACAUCAUCUAUUAUUCAUCUUGUUUUAAUAUCAUUUGAUAGACUUGUUGCUGCAACCAAACCAGCAGAGUAUAAAUCAAUUAAACAUAAAAAUAGAAUUUAUAGACUUAUUGUUCUUGGAUGGUUAUUUUCAAUUGCUUUAUCAUUACCAUUAAAUAUUAAACAUAGUUUUGAUGAAACACCUAUUAAUGAAUAUAAUGAUCCUGUAACAUUUAAUAAUUAUAUUAAUUGGGAUAUGAUGAAAGAUAAUCAAAAGAUGUUUAUUAAAGAUAAAAAUAAUCCAUUUAUGGCUGAUAAUCAUUGUGGAAUAUUUAAUCCUAUUUAUAUGUUAUGUUCAUCAAUUUUUGCAUUUUAUUUACCAUCAUUUAUUAUGAUGUUAACAUAUGGAUACAUUUUUUAUAAUUUACGUAAAAGAUUAGCAGCUGUUAAAUUACAUGAAAUGGUGGGUGGACAAUUUAUUGGUUUUGGAGCUGAUGUUAGUAAUAUAACACAAACUGCACUUGGAAAUGUACUUGGAACACAUCCAAAAAAGCGUGUUUUAAUAAGUUGGGAAAAACCAUUGUUAAAAAAUAUUGAAGAAACUGCUGCAGAACAUGCUAGUAGUUUAAAUGAUAGUGAAAGGGAACAGUUGCAAACUAUAUUAGAAGCUGCUGAUGAUAUGUCUGAAGAUGAUGGAAUGUCAAUUACAAUAUCAGAAUCAGAAUAUGACAGACCACCUUCUAUAAUAUUAGAAGCUGUUACAUUACGUGCACCUUCUGAAUCAGGAUCUUCCUCAUUAUCAGUUCCAUCAAUAAAAGCAAAAAAAAAAAUUUCACAAAUUAAUAAAAAUAAUAAAAUUUUAAAAAGUAAAAGAAUGUCAUUAGCUCCAACAUCAUGUGGUGGUGCUACAGUAAAAAAUAUAAUAGAAAAAAGAAGACAUUCAGAGGUAACAAAACAAGAUUCUAUUAAUAGUACAAAUUCAUCUGGAAAAGAUAAUGAAAAUAAAUUAAAACCACCAAAUGAAGAUAGAAGAAAAUUACGUAGAUUAAGUGAAAUAAUUUCUGAUUGGGAUAGAAAUUCUAGACCAUCAUUAUCACAAAUGUAUGGUUUUGCUAGAAGAGAAUCAUUGUAUAUAGCAAGAAAAAAAUUAGCUGGUUUAAAAGAUUGGGCAUUAGAUUUAUUAGGUAAAAUGAAAAAUAAACAAGGAAGAGCAUUAAGAAGAGAAGCAAGAGCAACCAAAUUAGUUGCUACAGUUAUGAUUGUUUUUUUAGUAUGUUGGACACCAUUUUUUACUCUUAAUAUGUAUAAAGUAUACAAAUUAUGGAAAAAAGAUUGGAAUUUAGAUAUGGAGUAUUUUUUUCAUUGGUGUACAGGUUUAGGAUAUCUUAAUUCAAGUUUAAAUUUUUUUAUUUAUUCUGUUAUUAAUCAAAGAUUUCGUUCAAAUUUUAAAAGACUUAUUGGUUUAAAACGACGUAGUAAAAAAAGUAAAACAUGGAUGUUACCACCAAAAAAAAAAAAGAAAACACAAAAUCAUAUAAAUUCAAAUAAAAAUAAUAAUCAAAAUGUAGAAAAUAUUGAAAAUAAUACACCAGAUGAACCACGUAGAAGAUCAUCUUUAUUAUCAAAACUUGGUUUAAGUAAAAAUAAAUGGAUAAAUAAACCAAAAAUAGUGAUAGAUGAAGUAUCAAAAUCUUCACAACCAAAGAUUUCAAUAACAGGUGGUUAUACAACUUUUAACUAUACAUCUGAUGAUUGUAUGAGAAGAAGUAGUAGUGAAAUAAUUGGAGGCGUUAUAUUUCCAUCUAAUUAUGAAUCUCGUAGAAGUAGUGGUAUGAGUAACUCAUCAGCAUCUUUAAUACUUCAUGAUAUUCAUCAAGUUUUAACAAAAAGUGAAUCAAUGGAUCCAUCGGAAAUAUUUGUAUAA
Strongyloides ratti is the source of this 2265-nucleotide messenger RNA. Its product is annotated as Dopamine D2-like receptor. Gene Ontology annotation, cellular component: membrane. Lineage: Eukaryota; Metazoa; Nematoda; Chromadorea; Rhabditida; Strongyloididae. The record is from RefSeq and is a predicted model, not a curated record. Gene Ontology annotation, molecular function: dopamine neurotransmitter receptor activity, coupled via Gi/Go; G protein-coupled receptor activity. Bases 1 to 2265 code for a protein of 754 amino acids. Gene Ontology annotation, biological process: adenylate cyclase-activating adrenergic receptor signaling pathway. The transcript has 4 exons.